AUAAACCGAAAACGCCGGCGGGCACACUGCACAAACAGGCAUAAACGCGAUAAAAUGCGAAAAACAAAGCCCCGUGUAAAACUCGUCGAAAAUCGCGUAUAAAGUCAAGGAAAUAGCUUCUCGGGCUCCUAUUAACGGUUCCGGAGCUUGGGUGACGGGCGUGCAAUUGUGGUACACACACACAUCCAUAGAUUCAAAUACAAACAAAUACACGCAACGCGCAGCGCAUAUACACAAAGAAAGAAGGCAAAAAGGCAGCAGUGAAAAUCGACAAGCAAGCGCACGCAUGCACACACAAACACACACGCGAAAAAGUGUGGAUAUAUAUCCAAUAUAUUGAUGUUGUGUGCGCCGUUGUUGCUGCUGCUGCUCAGUGUGUGAGUGGAGUGAGUGAGUAAGUGAAAGAAAGAAAGAAAGAGAGGGCGGCAGAGAACAGAGAAUAGAGCCCGCGCAGGCAGGAUAAAGCAGGAGCGAUGACGAAGAUGAGCCAAAGCAUAGAAGUGAAAAAAUAAUUAAAGGUUGCCCAGCGGCGGCACCAGCAGGCGAAAGGAAAAGACGACCGAAGAGCGAGAAGACGGGCUGAGCGGAGCGGACAGGCGCAAAGGCAAACGGAACGGCAAAGCGGAGCAGUUGCAGCAACAACAUUAGCAGAAGCAGUAGCAGCAGCAGAAGCUGAAAAUCCAAAAGCAAACGCCAGAGUCGUCCCCUACACAAAUUGGCCAUCCCGGUGUCCCUCGCCAACGACAUUCCCCAACGCCAUCGCCCUCCCGCUCUUAUUUUUGGCAGUCGUCGCAUCUCGCUCUCUCUUAUUCGGUGGGGGGUACGAAAAGUUCACAUGCAACAACAACGACAACAAACAAUAGCAGUCGCCGUCGCAGUCGCAGUCGACGCAGGCAGAGGCAGAAGCAGUGGCAGUGGCAGAGACCGAGGCAGUGGCGCACUGAACGUAUUUUGUACAUAAACAUAAAAAUAGUUUUUAAAUCAAUUUAAAAGAAACCCUUAAGCAUAAUUAUACAGUAAUAACUAAUUUAACGAAAGCAAAUCAAGAAGACAACGGGAGAUAACAGAAAGGCGAAGAACCGAGAACCGAGAACCGAGAACGGAGAACUGAGAACGUAGAGGAACAUAGAGAGACAGAAGAGUACGCUACGCAAGAGAGAAAUUCGCGAAACGCUCAACGAAAUUCGCCUUUUACACGAUUUUAAAUUGAGCGUUGGCACAUCCAGAGAUCCGUUAUACAUCCAUCCAAAACGAAAAGAGAGGGAGAGUGAGCAGAGAAAAUAAACAAAACACACGGCGGAGGAGAGCAGAAGUGGAAGCAGAAGAAGAAGCAGCUGAAGGAGCAACUGUAAACACGGUCCCACACACAGCCAGGCGACACACAUACCCGCAGUCACUCACUCGCACUUCACACAACAACAUACACACACACAGCGGACACAUAUAAUCUCAGCCUCACGCUGGCGAAUCGCAACGGCAGCAACAACAGCAGAGGAGGCGACGCAGGUGGAGCUGGCGGCGGAGGGGGCGGGGCAGUGGCCGCCGCUGCCCGUAAUAACAACAACAACAACAGCAACAAUCCUGGCGGAGGCGGAGGAGCGGCUGCUGUCGGCGCUGGCGCCGAAGGAGCUGCUGGCGGCAACGGAGGAGGAGGAGGUGGCGGCGGUGGCAAUAACAAUGCUGGCGGAGCGGCAGCCAACGAAUGGAAUCAGGAGGAGAUGGACCGCUUCAGCUUCGACGACUCGAUCCGCUUCGAGGAGGACUCGCUGUGCAGCUGGAGCUCUGAGCCGGAGUCGUUGUGCAACAACUGGCGGGGCUGGAAGAAACCAAGCAACGCUGCGGGCAGCGCUGCCGGCGGCGGAAUAGGCGGUACUGGACCCGGUGUCGGAUCUGGAGCCAAUGGCCUGGGCAUCGCAGCGUCAUAUGGAGCGGCGGGCCUGAACGGAGCAGGUGCCACCGGAUCGUGUACGCCGGGCGGCAGUGCAGCGGCUAUGGGAACACUCUCCACCUGCGGACGAUAUUAUGAAGUUUCCACAUUGGCCGAACUGGCCGCUCGCUGUGUGGCCUCUUACAUACCGUUCGAACUGGUGGAGCAUGUGUAUCCCCCGGUGCCCGAGCAGCUGCAGCUGCGCAUUGCGUUCUGGAGUUUUCCGGACAACGAGGAGGACAUCCGGCUAUACUCAUGCCUGGCCAAUAGCUCGGCAGAUGAGUUCAACCGCGGUGAUCAACUGUUUCGGAUGCGGGCUGUCAAGGAUCCGCUGCAAAUAGGCUUUCAUCUGUCGGCCAGCGUGGUUAAUCAGACGCCAAGAGCCUACUUCAAUGUGGCCGUGACCUUUGACCGAAGGCGCAUCUCAUCCUGCAACUGCACCUGCACCUCGUCCGCCUACUGGUGCUCCCACGUAGUCGCCGUUUGUCUGCAUCGCAUUCAUUGCCCCCAGGAAGUGUGCCUGCGAGCACCGGUCUCCGAGUCGCUGACUCGCCUCCAACGCGACCAACUGCAAAAGUUCGCCCAGUAUCUGAUUAGCGAGUUGCCACAGCAGAUCCUGCCAACGGCCCAGCGUCUACUGGACGAGCUGCUCAGUGCCCAGCCGACGGCAAUUAAUACCGUGUGCGGUGCACCCGAUCCUACGGCCGGGGCCUCGAUCAAUGAUCAGACCAGCUGGUAUCUGGACGAGAAAACGCUGCACAACAACAUCAAGCGGAUCCUCAUUAAGUUCUGUUUGCCCGCUCCGAUAGUUUUUAGUGAUGUCAACUAUUUGACGAAUUCUGCACCGCCGGCGGCUGCCGAGUGGACGUCGUUGCUGAGACCGCUGAGGGGACGCGAACCGGAGGGCAUGUGGAACCUGCUAUCGAUCGUGCGAGAGAUGUACAGGCGCUGCGACCGGAAUGCAGUCCGAUUGCUGGAGAUAAUCACGGAGGAGUGCAUGUCCUGCGACCAGAUCCUAAUCUGGUGGUUCCAGACCAAGCUGGCGCUAAUGAUGGGCUCCCACGGACACUCUGGCGGUAAGCACUCGAACACGCACUCCAACUCCACAGCACUGCAGCAUGCCUGCAGUUCGCUGUGCGACGAGAUCGUGGCCCUGUGGCGUCUAGCGGCCCUGAAUCCCGGCCUGGCGCCGGAUGAACGCGACAUGUUGCACGCCCAGUUCACGGCCUGGCAUCUGAAGAUCCUCGAUCGAGUGGUCAAGAGCCGGAUGAUGCCGUCGUCGUACACCAAUAAGCACCAGCAGAACUCACGCUCCGACACGGAACUCUUCAUCGGCUUCAAGCCGGCCAUUGAGGCGUGCUACCUGGACUGGGAGGACUAUCCCAUUGCGGGCGUGACGCACACCCACGACACGAAUCCCAUCUACUACUCACCCUUCACCUGCUUCAAGCACACGGACCCCAAGUCCGGCGAGUCGGUUAAUCCCGGCCAGCUGAACGCAACCCAAGCGGUGAUGACAAACAACAAGCACUACAACUACUUCAGCUCCUCCAGCGACCAUGGCCUGCAUCCGGGCGCCUUUAAGCAGCGUUUGGAGCGACCAUUCCGGGAGUCACGGUUCUACAACAAUCUCGGCGACCUCGAGGGACCGGGUAUGUUGUCCGGAGCAGGAGCAUACAGCAGCAGACAGCUUCCUUCGGGGCUGGGCAGCAGCGGCGGAGGCUCUGUGGGUGGAGGCCACGCCACUUCCGGAACUGGAGGCAUCGGCCAAAUGACCGGCGGAGUUGGAGUAGCUGUCGGAGCGGCAUCUGGAUCCGGCGACGUGAAUCAUUCCGCACAGCAGCAGCUGCUGCCCAGUAUCUUGUCCGGAGUCAGCGCGUCAGUGGCCAAUUCCAAGGGAGGAGGCGGUGGAGGAGGAGGAGGUGGUGCUGGAGUAGUCACUGGCGGCGGCGUCGGCGGAGCCGGAGCUGAUGGCAAUCGGUCGAGUGCCAGCAGCGAGGGAUUUUGUGAGAACGACGAUUUCGGCGGAGAUACCAGCAGCAGCCACAACUACUGUCCGCCCGGACAGGCGGCGACAUCGUCUGUGCCUGGCCAGAAAUCCUCCGCGCUCACCGAAUCGGACUCGCAGAGCAGCUUCGAUGCCGUCUCGCAGCAGAGCAAGGACGACCAGCCAGUGGGAGUCGGCGCAGCAGUUGGCGUAGAGCAGGCAUGCUCCACCUCCGACACUUCGUCCGCCUCCUCAGCAUCCUCGUCCGCUUCGACGGCAUCCGGGAGCUCCAACAGUUCCACGUCAUCGAUGCUGAUGGCCGGACAAGAACUAGCCGCUAGUGCAAGUGUCGGUGGCUGUGUCGGUUCCGUGCAGCAAACGCCGCGUCGCCUGAGCAAGGAUGAAUCCUUCAGCAGUAGCAGCGAUGAGUUCAACCAAGGAUCUGGCAGCGGAGCGAGAGGAGAAAGCGCAGCUGACGGCGCAGGAAUAGACGGAAUGGCUGGCGCAGGAGGAGGAGGAGCAGGCUCAUCGGCUGGCGGAGACCUCACGCCAGUGCCCAGCACAUCUGCGGCAGCACGAGCUGCCCUGGCGGCCGGAUCCUCUACUGCGAUGCCGGCAAUGAUGCCUGGUACACCUCACCACCAUCACCAUCAUCACCACAUGUCGUCAGCCGGCGCCGCUGGAGCAUUAUCGGUGCUGGGACUGGCUGCUGCUCCAUCGCUGGAUCAGCCCGGCGGUAGCGCCUCGUCGUCAUCGUUGGCAGCAGCCCGGGCAGCCGCUGUGGCCGCUUGCAGCGACAAGCCACACGUCUUCUCCAAUGUCCGACCGACGGAGGAUGCCUGGGACAUACUGCUGGCCCGAGCCGAGGGCCUGCAUGCCCAUGGCCAUGGAAGCGAGGCCUGCAUCCUGGCCGUGCGCCUGGCCGAGCAAAUGCUGGCCAAUCCGCCCAAUCUGCUCCUGGAACUGCCGCCCGCACCGAAGCGCAAGGGCAAGAAACAGAACGUGAAUCCCAUCUCGCACCAGUUGACCGUGGUGGCCUCCGCUACGCUGUCAAAAUGCGCCUUCCUCUGCACGGUGCUGUCGGAGAACUCGGAGCAUUAUCACAUCGGCUUCCGGAUAUGCCUGUUCGCCCUAGAGAUGCCACGGCCGCCGGCCAGCACCAAGCCGCUGGAGGUGAAGCUGGCAAACCAGGAGGCGGAUAUACUGGCGCUGCUCAAGCGCCUGCCCCUCGGCUCGGCGGAACUGCAGGUGAUUCGCGAACGUGCCGAGCAGCUGCGCAGUGGAACCUUCAAGACGCGCGGAGAAGCCCUGCUGCCGAUUAACCUGGCCACAUUCAUAUUCGACGCCCUCGUUCUCCUCAGUCCCGUGGGUGGAGGAGGAGGAUCUGCUGCAGCCAUGCCGGGUUCAGGAGGACUAGGAGCUGCAUCAGGAGCCGGUUCUGGAGCGUCUGGCAAAUCCCUGGUCACAUCCGGCGGCCGGCUGCUCUUCUACAAACCGCACAGCGAUGAGAAUCUAGGAUUUGAUGCUGCUGUGGCCGCCUUGGGACUCAAGGCGAAUGUCUCGGAGGCAGAGCAUCCAUUGCUCUGCGAAGGCACACGGCGGCAGCGCGGAGAUCUCGCGCUAACCCUGCUCUCCCACUACAAGGACGAGCCACGCAAGAUAGCCAAGAUCAUGGAGAAGCUGCUGGACAGGGAUAUACACACGCUGCUCAAGGCACCGCUCCUGCCCGCCUACUACUCGAGCAACCCGCCGGUGAGGACGCCGAGCAACCAGCCUACGCGCAGGGAGGAGCAUCACGAGUACGGUGGCAGCGGUAGCUCCGCCGGAUGUCCCUCAUCCAACUGCAAUCCCGUGGCCAAUCUGUGCGAGCUCCUGCCGGCGGACUAUGGCAGUGUCGGUGGCAACAGUCGACCCCACAGCUCUACGAGCGCCGAACUGGAGCUGAGCAUGUGCGCCCUGAGCAUGGCCAGCAGUGGCAGCCAGUCGGGACAGGGCAUGGUGCCCACACCGAAUGCGGCCGGAGGCGGAACCACUGGGACACCCAACUCUGGCAGCACCACGGCCAGUGGAGGCCAGAAUCCGAGCGGUAAUAAUCCGAGUGGCAAUGGCGCAGGAGGAGGAGGCAGCGGCGGCGGCGGAAACGGUGGAAAUGGAGGCGGUGCCAAUGGCGGCAGCUCCAGCAGCAGUCGCAGCAAGGAGAGCCGGUACAAGGGCAAGAGGGCAUACCCCUCGAUACCCAACCAGCCGUCGGAGGCCAGUGCCCACUUCAUGUUCGAGCUGGCGAAGACCGUGCUGAACAAGGCCGGUGGCAACAGCUCCACGUCGCUAUUCACGCAGGCGAGCACCAGCCAGAAUCACCACGGACCGCACCGAGCCCUCCACAUGUGCGCCUUCCAGCUGGGCCUAUAUGCCCUCGGCCUGCACAACUGCGUCAGUCCCAACUGGCUGUCGCGGACGUACUCAUCGCAUGUCUCCUGGAUCCUGGGCCAGGCGAUGGAGAUUGGAGCGCCGGCUAUUAGUUUCCUGAUCGACACCUGGGAGGCGCAUCUGACGCCACCGGAAGCAGCUGGCAUGGCGGAUCGUGCGUCUCGCGGCUGGGACAGCAACAUGGUAUACCCGGCGGCGGAACUAGCCCUCUCCGUUCUGCCCCAUGCCGCCGCCCUGAAUCCGAACGAAAUCCAGCGCGCAAUCCUGCAGUGCAAGGAGCAGAGCGAUCUAAUGCUGGAACGGGCCUGUCUCACGGUGGAAACGGCCGCCAAGGGCGGCGGCGUCUAUCCAGAGGUGCUGUUCCAGGUGGCCCGCUACUGGUACGAGCUGUACAUGCGGAAUACGCCGAACAACAGUGAGCACGAGCCCCACGACGACGCCAUGGAUCACUCCGCGGUGAGUCUAAGCGCGUUGAUCGAGUCGCAGCAACAGCACGAACUCCAGCAGCAGCAACAGCAGCAGCAGCAGGCGGUGCAGCAGCAGGUGCAGCAACAGCAGCAGCAGAUGGGUAUGCCGAAUCCGGGUGUGCCUGGCGGAGGCGGUGGUCCCGGCGGACCCGGACUUCCAGUGGCCGUGCCACCGCCCGUUGGCGUUGGCUCCGCCCUGCCCAAUCCGCAGGGCCAGUUCCAGCCCGUGGGCGUAGCCGCACUGGCUCCUCUCGGCCUGGCCCCGUAUCCGCCAUACAGCUUCUGCCAGGGCCUGUAUGCCCACGCCCACCACAACCUGAGCUAUCCGCCCGGACAGAUGCAGAUGUACAUCUCGGCUGGACCGCCGCCGCCGCCACAGGCCUACGGUGGCUACCAGCAGGCGCCGCCACAGCAGCCGCCCAAUCCGCAGCAGCAGCAGCAGCAGCAGCAGCAGGUUGUGCAGCAGCAGGUCGUGCAGCAGCAGGUUCAGCAGGUGCAGCAACAGCAGGUCGUGCAGCAGCAGGUCCAGAUGGCGGGACAGCCGCCGCCGGGGCACCCCGGUCAGCCGGGGCAUCCGGGACAGCCGCCAUCCGCCUUCCAGCCACAGCCGCCGCCGGGAGCCUUCCAGCCGAUGCCACCGCAGGCCUACCAAGCGCUCCAAGCAGGUCCUCCUGGACCGCCGAUGGGUCCGCCUCAAGGAUACUACGGUCCACCGCCUCCACCACCGCCAAACGGACCACCCGGAGUGGGCGUCGGUGUUGGUGUAGGUGUGGGCGUGGGCGUCGGCGUGAUGCCCAUGCGGCAGCACCAGCACCAACAUCCCGUGUAUCCGUUCAUGCAGCAGGCGCCGCCGCCUCCAGUGCAGCAACAGCAGCAGCAGGCGCCGCCCUCGCAGCCACCAGUUCGACAGCGACAGCCACACCAGUUCACACCAACCCAGCUGAGGUAUCUGCUGGCGGCCUAUAAUGUAGGCAUGCUGGCCAUGGAGACGCUGGCUCGCCGCGUCCACGACGACCGGCCGCAGGCCAAGUAUGCCCGGAAUCCGCCGUACGGCGAGGACGUCAAAUGGCUGCUCCGGAUCAGCAAGAAGCUGGGCACUCAGUAUCUGCAUCAGUUCUGCAUUUGCGCGGUCAACUCGAUCGUGAGUCCGUUCGUCCUCCACGACGUGGCCAUCGAGUCUGCCCACUAUCUGGGCAGGAACAACCACCAGCUGGUGAUGCAGCAUCUCCGCUCCGCCCUGACGCCUCUCGUCCAGAAGUGCCAGCAAAUGUACAUCCAGUGCAUCCACCAGAAGCUGUAUCAUCUGACGCAGGGCGAUUACGAGGAAUUCGCCAGCAUUGUGGUGGCCGCCCGCGCCGCCUUCCAGAUUACGCCCGAGGGCAGUGCCCAGUUUAAGGACUGGCUGCAGUCCAUCAAGCGGUCGAAAUCCUGCAAGAAAGAGCUGUGGACACAGAUUAAUGCGGCUCUGCAGAGCAACUCCAAAUGACAAAGACUU
Messenger RNA from Drosophila serrata, 8303 nucleotides. It is a transcript of the gene Dora, whose product is annotated as zinc finger SWIM domain-containing dorado. The record is from RefSeq and is a predicted model, not a curated record. Gene Ontology annotation, molecular function: zinc ion binding. Gene Ontology annotation, cellular component: Cul2-RING ubiquitin ligase complex. NCBI's taxonomy places the organism in Eukaryota, Metazoa, Arthropoda, Insecta, Diptera, Drosophilidae.